Molecule: messenger RNA, 2034 nt
Organism: Drosophila elegans
Lineage: Eukaryota; Metazoa; Arthropoda; Insecta; Diptera; Drosophilidae
Gene: loqs
Product: interferon-inducible double-stranded RNA-dependent protein kinase activator A homolog
Exons: 5
Coding region: 189-1574 (461 amino acids)
Source: RefSeq, a predicted model, not a curated record
CACGUUCAUCAGUAUACAUACAUACAAUUCGUGUGUGCGUCUGGAUUUUGCUGUAUUUUUUAUUUAAGAAUGAAUUAUUAACUAACCAUUAAUAAAUUAUUAUUAAAUAAAAAACAGUUAAAAACCGCGAAUCAAGCAUACACACCGAGUCCUUUCUUCCGUAUAAAACCGUAGGCAACAGGAACACCAUGGACCAGGAGAACUUCCACGGGCACAACCUGCCGCAGCAGCUGCAGAACCUGCACAUCCAACAGCAGCAGGCGCCCCAGCAGCAGUCACUUCAGAAUCCCGUCCAGACCGGAUUUGCUCCGCGGCGACAGUACGAGAAUCUGGGUGGCAACGGCCUGGGCAAUGGCAAUCCCGGUGCCGGCAGUCCCGUCAAGGGUGCUCCGCUGGGGCAGCGCCCGGUGAAGAUCAAGAAGGAGAAGGUGCCGCAGCAGCCGUCUCAGCCAUGUCAGCUGCAACUGUCGGAGCUGGGAGAUGCCGCAGGAAUGGGAGUUCCAUUGGGUGGACUCAUGCCCAGUGACGAGGCCCUCAAGUUCGUCUCCGAGACGGAUGCCAAUGGGCUGGCCAUGAAGACGCCCGUCAGCAUUCUGCAAGAGCUGCUCAGCAGGCGGGGCAUUACGCCCGGCUACGAGCUCGUCCAGAUCGAGGGCGCCAUUCACGAGCCGACCUUCCGGUUUCGUGUGUCCUUCAAGGACAAGGACACACCCUUCACGGCCAUGGGUGCGGGACGCUCGAAGAAGGAGGCCAAGCAUGCGGCGGCCCGUGCGCUCAUCGACAAGCUGAUCGGCGCCCAGCUGCCGGAAUCGCCCAGCAGCUCCGCCGGUCCGUCGGUGAGUGGGCUCACGGUCGCCGGAAGUGGUGGAGACGGCAAUGCCAAUGCCACCGGCGGAGGAGACGCCGGCGACAAGAUCGUGGGCAAUCCCAUUGGCUGGCUGCAGGAGCUGUGCAUGCAACGGCGUUGGCCACCACCAUCGUACGAAACGGAAACAGAAGUGGGUCUGCCCCACGAGCGGCUCUUCACGAUCGCCUGCUCGAUCCUCAACUACCGCGAGAUGGGCAAGGGCAAGAGCAAGAAGAUUGCCAAGCGCCUGGCCGCCCACCGCAUGUGGAUGCGGCUGCAGGAGACGCCCAUCGAUUCGGCCAAGAUCAGCGACAGCAUCUGCGGCGAGUUGGAGGGCGAACCCCGCAGUAGCGAAAAUUAUUAUGGUGAAUUGAAAGAUAUCUCUGUGCCGACACUCACCACGCAGCACAGUAACAAAGUAUCCCAGUUCCAUAAGACCCUCAAAAAUGCGACGGGCAAAAAACUGCUCAAGUUACAGAAGACUUGCCUAAAGAGCACCAAAAUCGACUACAUCAAGCUGCUGGGCGAGAUCGCGACCGAGAACCAGUUCGAGGUGACCUACGUGGACAUCGAGGAGAAGACCUUCACUGGCCAGUUCCAGUGUUUGGUUCAGCUCUCCACGCUGCCCGUGGGCGUUUGCCAUGGAAGCGGUCCGACGGCCGCCGAUGCCCAGCGGCAUGCCGCCCAGAACGCUCUCGAGUAUUUGAAGAUCAUGACCAAGAAAUAGGAGGGGCAGCCAACUGUAUAGCAAAAUCUGAACGCACACCACGACCACGAGGAUAUGGCGCUACCAAUUACGGAUUCAAGAGUUAUCCUAACCAAAUAGUUCCCUUCCUACCGGGAGUGUCCAAGCGCCAUUUGUGGCUCAGAGCAAUGGCGAUAUAAUUUAUAUUUGUUUCUUUCACGAUUCCUUUGAUUAGGCAGUUGACUUUUCUUUACUAUAUAUGUAAAUGUUCAUAUAUGUACACUUAACAACGUAUGUACACUUGCAUAUACAGACAAGUGUGUAAUCUAUAUUGGAAUCUUAUUGUCGCUUUGAAAUUGUUUAUAACUUUAGCAAAUCGAAAGCCACAUCAAAGCCCAAUAAAUCUAAUAACACUAGCUAACUAGGCCUAAGAUAGAUCGCGUGGUUUGCUCUUCGGAGGUGAUAAGGCUUAUGAAUAUAUUCGGUAUUUCGGUAAUCGCAA